ACGAAAUACCAAUGAAUCGUGGGGUUCUGGACCUUCAUUACUAGCUGUAUUUGUAGAGACGUUUUGAUUUCGACUAACUUAGUCACUCGUGCCAGUGAGCGAGGAGCUAGCUAACGCUAACUAGCAGCGAUGAGGGAGCCAACGUUAGCUAGAUAUCUCUGUUUGGUUAAUGUAUCUAACUUACGCGAAAAACAAAUCCGAAGCCGAAAGCCUCAACAGAAGCUGGAGAAGCAAGCAGAGCGAGACGGGCGGAAAGGACGGGACAGGCAGAGCAGUGGCUAAUACCCGUGGACUCAGAUCACAGCUGAAGGACAGUGUACCGGUGACGGGCAUGGGUCCACAGGUUGGGGCUUAUGGCGUUCAGGACACACUCAGGAGCGGAUUUAGCAGUGUGAAAAAUGAGCUGCUUCCCAGCCAUGCGUUGGAGCUUUCAGAAAAGAAUUUUCAGCUGAACCAGGACAAAAUGAACUUCUCUAAUCUCAGAAACAUCCAGGGCCUCCACGCUCCCCUCAAACUACAGAUGGAGUACAGGGCAGCCAGACAGAUCCAGCGCCUGCCAUUCCUGCAGAGCUCACACCUGGCUCUGGACACUCUCAAAGGGAACGAUGAGAGCAUCAGCUUUGAGGACAUCCUCAACGAUCCAGCCCAGAGUGAGAUGAUGGGUGAGCCCCACAUCAUGGUGGAGUACAAGCUGGGCAUGAUGUAAGAGCCGUCCGACCCCAGGACGUUUGUGUUUACCCACUGUUAACUAGUUACCGUGUGACAAUGCAUCUGCUUUAGAGAUGGUCACUUACUUCCUCAUGUGAGACCGCACUCAAAACUUUUGUAUCAUUGGAUUAUUUUGUUUCUAAUAAAUCCUGUAACUCAACCAUGA
This is a messenger RNA of Oncorhynchus tshawytscha (Chinook salmon), 874 nucleotides long. RefSeq names its product proteasome maturation protein. The record is from RefSeq and is a predicted model, not a curated record. Gene Ontology annotation, cellular component: cytoplasm; nucleus. The transcript is spliced from 6 exons. Gene Ontology annotation, biological process: proteasome assembly. NCBI's taxonomy places the organism in Eukaryota, Metazoa, Chordata, Actinopteri, Salmoniformes, Salmonidae. The coding region runs from base 170 to 706 and encodes 178 amino acids.